This is a messenger RNA of Salvia splendens (bonfire salvia), 396 nucleotides long. RefSeq lists its product as uncharacterized. The coding region runs from base 1 to 396 and encodes 131 amino acids. The record is from RefSeq and is a predicted model, not a curated record. The transcript has a single exon. Lineage: Eukaryota; Viridiplantae; Streptophyta; Magnoliopsida; Lamiales; Lamiaceae.
AUGAAGGACGAUUAUAACCCUCCGCCUCCCCCUUCCUUCAAACACAAGCUCAAGGAAUCUCUCUGCUUCUCCUGCUGCUUCGGCCGCCGAAACGAUAGCCACUUCUCCCUCCACCACUCCCCGCCGUCCCCGUCAGACGACAACCCCGAGGUGGUCUGGAUCAAAGCUAAAGGACCGCACGACCACUCGCUAUCGGAAAUCAAGGACAAGUGCCGCACGAUUCUAGGGCUUCCAGGGGCGAAGCAUAAGCGGCAGGCCUCCGUGGAGUUCCGCUACGAUCCGUUGAGUUACGCUAUGAAUUUCGAGGAUGGAUUUGAUUGCGACGAUGAGGCUCCGUUGCGGAAUUUCUCCGCCCGAUUGCCGCCGUCGCCCCCGGUGUCUUCCACCCUUAGUUGA